Molecule: messenger RNA, 731 nt
Organism: Nilaparvata lugens (brown planthopper)
Lineage: Eukaryota; Metazoa; Arthropoda; Insecta; Hemiptera; Delphacidae
Exons: 2
Coding region: 149-712 (187 amino acids)
Source: RefSeq, a predicted model, not a curated record
CGACCAAGGGCUCCGUCCGUCGUCCGAGUGGCUGUUUUCUACUUUUCUUGCUGCUUUGCUUACAAUUACACAGUAGAGUAGACAGUACUACGGUGUCUUCUAAACUGGAGAGUGUUUCUAAUUCUAUUUUUUUAGAGUUGUAUAUAUCAUGCAGGACGUAUAUAAAAAGAUGAAAAAAUUUGAGAUUCCCUCGAAACCCAAAGUAAAUUUGGGCGAAUUUGCAGAAAGACUUAAAUAUUAUGUGCUGAAAAACCGUAUUGCUGAAACUGAAACCGCUGAAAAUGAAACUUUUGGUUCAGAAGUUCCCGCACGAUAUAUCAACUUAUCUCUACUAGCGUUUCCAGAUGAAAUUCCAGCAUUUAAUAUUUUCAAACCGAGAGAUAUUAGUACUCUUCCAAGUGCAAAAACAUUAAUGGAUGCAAGUGCCGAACUAAAAUGUGUGCAACUGGUUACUAAAGAGCUUGAAGAGAGAAUAAAAGCAAAAGCAGGAGAAGGCACGAAAUCUGCCACUGCAGGCAGGAAGACUACAGGAAAGAAAAAAACUACUAAGAAAACACCCGAAAAAAAAACGACCAAUGAAGCUUCUGGAGCCUCUGUAUCAAUACCAGAUGAAACAGGAGCAGAAAAGGCGGAGAAAAGUUGCCUUGACCAAUUACUCAAGCGACCUUCUCAUAUUAAGGCCUACCGAAUACAACCAAAACCCGUGAGUUAAAAAAUGAAUCUUAAAAUUC